Molecule: messenger RNA, 1599 nt
Organism: Nilaparvata lugens (brown planthopper)
Lineage: Eukaryota; Metazoa; Arthropoda; Insecta; Hemiptera; Delphacidae
Exons: 1
Coding region: 117-1292 (391 amino acids)
Biological process (GO): DNA integration; DNA recombination
Molecular function (GO): DNA binding
Source: RefSeq, a predicted model, not a curated record
UAGGCACUUCUCUAAAGGAGUGUUGUGGAAUAGCCAUCUUCCAUGUGCUGAAGAGGAGGUUUCGCAUACCAGGCAAAACGGCCCCUGAACUUGAAGAGGAAUUGAAAACAACUAGAAUGUUGAUAGAAUCGAAUUGGAAUGUUGAACUUUCCCAUGCAGCCUCAUCUUGUCUUCAACAAAAUAACAUGAGCAAAAUUACUAUUGUGCCACUGGCAAGUGACCUAAAAAAAUUUAGAGAUUAUCUAAUUGCCAAAGGGGAUAAAGCAGUAGAAAUGCUUGAGAUUGACUCAAAUAAUAAGUUAGCUUACAAAACUUUGAGUGAGGUCAUCUAUUGCAGAGUGAUGCUAUUAUGUAGGAAAAGGGUGGGUGAGCUUCAAAGGCUCACUGUGGAGCUCUACCAAUCAGUAAAAAUUGAUUCAUCCUAUGAAGAAUUUGAGGAUGUGAUAAAGCCGUCUGAAAGAAUACUUUUGCAAAAAUUCAAGAGAGUAGUAAUACCGGGAAAGAGAAGAACCACUCCGGUAUUAUUUUCUCCUGAUGUUCAGGGAAAAAUAAAAGUUCUGAUUAAAUUCAGGGACAACUUUGUAAGGGAAACUAAUCCUUACCUGUUCCCGACACUUGCAUAUGACAGCCCAAUUGUUGGGUAUAAAGUUUUGAAAGACCAUGCAAAUAGAGCUAACCUGAAGACACCCGACGCAUUUUCGUCGAAAUCUUUGAGGAAGCAUUUAGCAACUAUUUCACAGCUGUUUGAUAUGAGUGAUCAAGAUGUCGAACAGCUGUCCUCGUUCAUGGGUCAUACAGUGAACAUUCAUCGAAAUGAAUACCGAUUACCCGACAAUGUAUUUCAAACCUCGAAGAUUGCGAAGCUAUUGUUAGCUAUGGAGAAGGGAGAAGCUUCCAAAUACAAGGGGCUCACCCUCGACGAGAUAGAUGUUAAUCUUGAAGACAAUUUGUUAGAGGAGCAGGAGCAUGCUGAAUCGUCAGGUGAAGAAGAAGUUGACAACUUUGAAGAUGAAGUAUUAUUGAAUGAGGAAAAUUCUCCAAAAGCAUGCCCCCUCAAAAUCUUAAAAAUCCUCAAUUCACCUUCAAAAUCCAAAGCCAAGAGAGAAUUCGUAAAAUGGGAGGAUGAAGAAAAGAGGAUUGUCGCAGCUUUCUUUUCAUCCCAUAUAAAAGAUAAAAUUCCUCCAAAGAAAAGAGAGUGUGAACUACUAAUUGAGAAAAACCCUAUCCUACAAACUAAAACAUGGGUUAAAGUAAAAGUUUUUGUUCAGAAUAUGUACACAAAAAAAAUUUAAGUACCGAAAACAUAAUUCACAUUGUCAUUUCAAUUUUUAUCUCUAUUAUAUAUCGCUUCAUUAUAAUUAUCUCCAGUAUAUUAUCUCACGGUACCAGUAUUCUAUUUCUAUUGUUUUACAAAAUGUUGAUGACAUUCAUUUUAUUUUACAAAUUGACUACAGUAUUCUCAUUUUCUGGAUUCAAAGUGAUUGCAACGCUGAAUCAAGUAAUAGACUAUUGUUAAUUCAGGAAAAAUACUGUAAUAGAAUCUGAAUCUGAAUAGGCUACUAAAAUAGAAUCACUUUAAUACUUUUAUCAAUCUACUUA